AGUUCUUAUCUUGCUUAUCACAAUUUUUGACACUAUUAUAUGGAAGGAAAGGUACAGAAAGGACUGCUACAUCAUAAUUAAAUGUUGAAUUAGUUUAAUUGACGCAACAAGGCAUUGAGAGAGAAAAAGGGGUGGGCCGAUUAUCUCUCUGUUUUUCUUUCCACUGUGACUACUUACUUACAAAUUAGACUAGUUAGUUUUUAUCACUACCAUACUAUCAUUCGUGCACAUUCAAAUCAUAACUUCUAAACAUUUUCAUUCAUGUUGGUGCAACUUUAUAAAGUACAACUUCCAAAGUUUCAAUGAAGUUUUUUUAAGCGAAGUUGUGAGUCGUGUGUGUGAAGCUCUGUCAUUUUCUCAUCCAUCUCACGCAGAUUUUCCUUAUCAGCGGAAUUUCGUUUUUGCGUCUCUUCUCGACUAACUGCGUGCGAGUUUUUAAUGACUGACCUCUUCAUGUUUUGUAUUUGAAUGCCGAAGAAACCUCCAUCGAUUCUAAUAAGUCUACGAUUGUCACGAAAUAAUUCUUAGAAUGUUCUUCACCAAUACACACUCUGGGAGUGUUUAUCAGAGGAUAAUUUGCAGAACUCAGCUAUUGAUUUAGAGAAGACAGAUAGACUGGCAAUGCAUUUUGUAACUUAUCUUGUUUUGAAGGUAUUAUAAACAUUCUUUUAGGACAUGAAAGCACAAUUCCCAAUCACUUCAUUUUCCUAGUCUGAGGAGGCAUGCAAGUUGCGUAAAUUUAACCUUUCAUCAGUUUCAUUCAUGUAAGUAGUUUAAAUGAACGAAACAUGGGUGGGGCGCUGAGCCAUUUUUUCCAGUCUGGAAGCGCACUUCUUUCAGCCAAUCAUCGAGGUUGUUCUGACCAGACAAGAUCUAAAAUUCGAGUGGUUUUUGAUGCACUGAGAGCUAAUCCUAGAGUUACUUGUCAAAGACUUCAAGGUCUUCUCUCGCAGAUACCCAAGAAUGAAAAUAUACUGCUGGUUCAUGAUGAAGAGGGUUAUAACUUAUUGCAAAAAUGUGUAGGUCUGAACAAUGUUGACAUGGUGAGAUGGAUCCUGUCAAGAAAUGUCGAUCUAAACCGCGGUGCUUGUUCAUUCCCCCUUCACAUUGCAUGUUUGAAAGGAUACUUAGAGUGUGUAGAACUUCUUCUAAAGCAUGGUUCUAGGGUGGACGUUGAAGCACGAAUGUGUUGGCCACAUUCUCACAGCCCUAACUGUGAAGAACGAGGGAAACAGUGUGAAGAUGUUUAUGUGAAUGACCGAUUAAAUGCUGAGAGAGGAAAAGAUAAAGUACAAAAUGCUAUCUGUUAUGCAGUUGAUGGUGACCAGGCCAAUGUCUUGGAAUGCUUGAUGCAACAAAAUGAAGGUGAACAUUGGUUACCAUGGCAACAAAAGAGGCCUCUUCUGCAUUUAGCAGUUGCGGGAGGAGCAUGGGAAUGUGUCAAACUUCUGGUCACUGUUCGAUCAGAUGAGAUAGGAAAAUGUGUUGAUGAAUACUACCCUCUGCAUCAUGCAGUUUUAAAACCAUUAAAAUUUUUAGCUUUAUUAUCAAGUAAUGGGGCUGACCUGACGGUAGUCACGCCAACGCAACAAAUGAACGCUUUACACUUAGUCUUUCUUCUUGGUCGUAAGAGUGCAGAAGAUACCCUUGCCACUUGUAAACUGCUCCUAGAGUCCGGACUACAGAAACAGAUCAACGAACCUGAUUCAUUGGGCAACACACCUUUGCAUGGCUUGAUUGUGAGGUAUGCUAUUGAGGAAGCCAGGAUUGCAUAUGACACAGAGAUUCCAUGGAACAAGUGGGAUGUUCUGCAUUUGAUGCGGUUUCUGUUAUCAAAAGGUGCUCAACCAUCAAUAAACCAGCCUGGAAACAGUGCUUUGGCAUGCGUUCUGAGGCACGUAAAGGAUUGGGAGUUCCGUUAUGAACUUCUCAACAUGCUUUUACAAGAAGGAGGGAAUCCAAACAAUGUGGGCAGGGACGGAAGUGUCCCACUGAUGGUCUGUCUAGUACCUCUAAUAAACAAAGAUCCUCUUCAUCACCUAACCCAUACAAUGAAGGUCUGCUACCAAAAUUGUGUACGUAUUCUAUGCAAGCACGGAGCAAAUCCCAACUGCACAACGCGGUCAAACCUGACACCUUUGCAUGUCCUAGUGUUUUCAGCAAAUGAAAAUAUGGAAAACGGAAGGGGGUCUGAUGAGAAUGAGUCAAAAACUGUACAGAACAUGGAGUUUAUACGAAGCCUGCUUGCAAUUUUACUUCAGCAUGGAUUAGACCCUAAUAUUCGGUUUUCACCACGUACUCAGCACAUUCUCCAGUCCAUUCUGGAUAUGAUCCAAGCGUCACGUCAGCCUUCUGAGCUACAGCUUCAAGAGGUUUAUAGGCUCACUCUUAUAUUUUUGCAGUAUGGUGCAAAUCCUGACUUACGAAUUCCGCUACUCGACCCGGGAUGCCACAAUUCUGCAACAGCCAAUGUCCUGUUACGGACCCUCAGGGGAAAUCACUAUGUCCUCUUCUACUAUGUUACUCUAAUUUUGCGGAAAGAAGAAUUGCUUCACAAGUCCUCCGCAACAUUUGCGUCCAUCAUCUGGCUGUACUACUUCUCAAUGAGUCACCGUGAGCUUUAUGAUUGUUUGGGUGGUCUGCUCAAAGCCUUUGAAGCUGGUGUCCUUCCAAUGCGUGCAACAGCAUUGGUUAAUUUGUUAAAGGAACUGUACACAAGACCGCGAUCUCUAAAACAGAUUGCACGACAUCAUGUUUACAAGAGCUUGGGUCGCAAGCCCGCCAUGCAUGUUAACAAACUGCCACUUCCCAAUGCACUCAAGGAGUAUAUUUUAAACUUUGAAUUUUAAUUCAUCAUUGUGUCUUUUUUUAAUGAGAACCUACAACUUUGUUCUUCCUCUUUCCUCGCAAAAAGCUGGUUUUCAUCAGAUAAAGCUGCUGUAUUGUUUUACAACAGUCAUUUCACUAUUCCACAAUAAACAUCACUAUUCCACAAUAAACAUCACUAUUAACGAAGCCAAUUUUUCUGCCCUACAUAAUUUGUUGUUAUAGCAAAUUAAUUUACGCUUUCAAGUUUACCUAAAUAAUUUUAGGAAACUAAAAAGUUAAUCAUAAAAAGUGUGUAAAUAUCCAAAAGGCAAAAUUUUAAACAUUAUAAGAUAAAUUCUCAGUCAUCCCUUCUUGUUCAUGUACAAUAUGUGAAAAGCACCAAUAAUUUGUCUCAAAACGCAUUUUAAUAGAAAUGCAGGCAGCCCAAACUUAUGAUUGACUAUGCUGAUUCAUUCAAUUCAUUUGUAGUCUGGACCAGAGCAAUUUUAAAGAGAUAUUUUGGUAGCUUUUUGAAUCAUAAUUUUCUUAUCAAGAAAUAGUUUUUAAAUGAAAUUUCAUGAAGUCUUUCAAACAAAAAAGUAAGGAGAUGUAAUCUCAUGGAGAAAGUAUUUUUUGUGAGUUUAUUUAAGACCAAUUUAUACAGAUAUGUCAUUCCUGUGGCCAAACUUUGGUGUGAAUUGACACCAGGAAGUCCAAAUGCAAUACAUUUCUUACCGGAUCAUUUUGCAAUGAGCUUUGCAAAAAAAUGUACAGUGACUGAUCAGUGUGAACCAGUGGCGUGCGCUGAAAUUUUGUUUCUCUUUCGCAAAUUACCUUGCUAUCCUUUGAAUUCACAGGUGCCAUGGAAACAGAUAAGGCAAGCUGCAGCUCGCCUCUUAUUUUUUUUUUCUUACGUAUGGGCUCAAAGAGCAUACAGGUAAUGUGCAAGUGAGAAACAAGAUUUCAGCGCACGCUACUGGUGUGAACUGGUCUUGGUUUCAGAGACCCUCUUCCAGACUUUUCCCAUUGUAUAAUAAAAGAAUUGGACAGACUUUACUGCAUUUUUCUAAAAUACUCAUCCACAAUUAGGAAAAUGUCUUUACUAGUCCUCAAAUAAUUUCUUAUGCAAUCAAAUGAAGAAUGCGAGGGACUAGAGCUCUCUCAGUGAUGAAAACUGUUGGUGAAGUUGAUUUUGGGAAUUUUCUGAGUUUGCAAAUCAGAUUUUAGACCAAGCCUAGCGUACAAAAACAGGUUCCUUUUCUUGUAUUCUCACCUUCAUUGAAAUUGUAAAUGAGUCUGACUACGUUCAUUGAAUCAAAAUGUUUGCCAAGUCCACAAUACUAAGUUGAGUAUGGAGAAAUCAAGAAAAGUCCUCAACAAAAACUACUAAACAAAGAAUAGAUUCCUAAGCUACUUUUUUCUUUUCUUUUUUCUGACUCUUCUCUGUGUCUCUAAAGUGUCAAUGUUUUACACUCUGCUCGAAAUGUUCUCAAUUGAGGCUGAUUUUGUUUUUGCCAUUAUUACGUGUAAUUACUUUCAGAAAAUGAACAAAUCAAAAUUUUGUUCAAAACCUUACUUAUUCAAGUUUUAUCGUUGUCUCUGUUAUGUUUCUGUUUUGAACUUUUGUUUUUAUUAUUGUUAAUUUAAUUUAUUGACCCAGUCCAAGUUUUUAAUUAUCCUCUAGUAUAUUCGAAAACUAUGGCUGUUUUUUCAGUUCUAAAAUUACCUGUAAAAACUAGAAAGUAAGAAUGAACCACAAUACAUUGUACCUAAAUUUUUUACGUUAGAUUUUUUAAAUUGGUGUGAAAAGUUGUUUUCAAUUUUAUUCCAUCGACAAACUUGUCUCUUGUAAUUUUUGUACAUAAAUUUAUUAUUUACGUCAAUUUUA
This is a messenger RNA of Bemisia tabaci, 4696 nucleotides long. RefSeq lists its product as uncharacterized. Gene Ontology annotation, molecular function: protein binding. Gene Ontology annotation, biological process: intracellular signal transduction. The record is from RefSeq and is a predicted model, not a curated record. Lineage: Eukaryota; Metazoa; Arthropoda; Insecta; Hemiptera; Aleyrodidae.